AUGAGUAUAGGAAGCAACAAAGUGAAGUCUUUAGAGCUGUUUUUGUGUCUUCACCCGUUCGCUUUGAGGCAUGUCGUUUUUUUAUUAUUUCUCUCCAGUUCUUUAUUUCUUCAACUUCAUAAACACGGAUCAUCUAUAAUGAAAUCAUAUCAACAGGCAGUAGAAGUAUCAGACACAAAAAUUGAAAAUCGUUCAACAAGCGCAUAG
Messenger RNA from Clunio marinus, 207 nucleotides. NCBI's taxonomy places the organism in Eukaryota, Metazoa, Arthropoda, Insecta, Diptera, Chironomidae. The record is from the annotation of a GenBank genome assembly.